Molecule: messenger RNA, 1591 nt
Organism: Penaeus vannamei (Pacific white shrimp)
Lineage: Eukaryota; Metazoa; Arthropoda; Malacostraca; Decapoda; Penaeidae
Source: RefSeq, a predicted model, not a curated record
CGUGACGUCAUCAGCGGUAUGGGAGCGGGUGAGCCACGCGUUUAGGUCACGUGGCGAGGACAGUGUAUGACCCGACGCAGAAGUGCGCGAGCGUCGUGUGUGUGUGCUCACGGGCGAACAGAGCCUCAGCUAUACUCUAACGGUGCUGGAAAUGUUCACUGUUAAUGGACUGUGACAGCCACGCCGUCGUAAAUUUGAGCAGAAAUUCCUGGAAAGAAUAGUUUACAUGUUGUGACGUGUGCCACGGCGAGAGAAUUUAUACGAGAGUCUGUGUUGGUUUAUCUGGCCGGUCCUCGGGAGGGAUCUUGAGGGCUGCUGUCCACCCGAACGAGUGAUUUUCUACCUAGCAAAGUCAGGUGAUUCGUCUUUCCAUUAUGCUAACGUGAAAGAAAAUACGUUUAACAUUGUCGUGUGUUGAUUCAUAUAAAGAUUACCUGCCUGUGAGAAAAUAAGUACAAGGCCACGUAACAGACUUGGAAUUAUGUGGUUGAGAGUCCAUGACGAUAAUAAGGAGAAAUGCCAGAAUCUUGAAGCAUCUCGCAUUGUACAAGGCUAGAGAUAACUAGUUGGAAAUGACAGCGUGUUUUUAACAGAGAAAUAAAAAUGUUCAAUUCGCGUUCGCCUUAGGAAUGUAGAAUCCUUCUUAGACCCAUCGAGAAAGUUUUGAAGUUGUUCUGGUUUUUCUCGUUGGAGUUUUCGUGCCAUUAUGGACGGGCAUCAGAGCGGCACGAGUGGCACCUUCUCACGUCCGUGCUCUUGAACGUCCCGAAUCAACACAGUUAUCAUGUUAGUUACGAAAGCUAAGGGCUACCACAAGCUGACAGUGUCGUCGGGCGUCAAAGCUAGAAAUCUACGCUUCUUAGUGUCAUAGUGAAAGAGAAUAGAUCGUCCUCUUUUUUUGUAACGAGUCCAGACCUUGAUAGGAACCUUGCCUCGUGAGCGGGAAGUCUCCGCCGCCGCCGCCGCCGCCGCCAUGGGCAACAACGAGACCGUCAUGGGGCCGAUCGUGACCACCGUCGCGACUUUGCUCUACAACCUCACCGACGACGACCCUUCUGCGGCGGCCGUCGCGGGCGCCGUCGGCCUCAACCUGUCGGCUACCGGCAGCUCCGCGACAAGCACGACUCGCGCCGCGACGACCACGCGUCCCACGAGAGCUACGACCGCCGCCUUGACCUCUGCCGCCACCACCGCGCCCUUCCUCACCACGGACCCGCCCCCGGCCUACGACAUCCGGGACAUCAUCCGUCUGGGCGGCGUGGACUACGGCGAGUUCGGCGUCUGCAGCGACUGGCUGCCCAUCAACCACAUCUACUUCCAGCUCGCCAACAUCUUCCUGUUCCUGUCGUACCUGGCGCCCAACGGCAUCUACGGCAUCCUCUACCUGCGCAUCACGCUCACCAUCGGGUGCAUGUUCUUCGCGCUGUGGGGCUGGGUCAUCCUGUGCGCCUUCGACACCUUCCUCUGGAACGCCAUCUUCGUCCUGAUCAACCUCGUCCACGUCAUCGUCAUCUGCUACUACCUGCGCCCCGUCAGGUUCACGCCCGAACUCGAACAGGUCAGUUCCGCCCCGCCGCCCGUUUCAUCUCCC